GUUUAUUUGAUCCUUGAUGUACAAGUGGAAACCCCUUACAUGUAUAAGGUCAGCCAUCUUGGGGAAAGUGUCGGAUUUUCAUUGACUCGAAACAGUACACAAAUAAUCUCUGGGGUACUCUGUAUCUCAACACACAACAGUUUAGCAAAAGAUUUCCAAAUGAACGCCAAGAUUCAAAAGGGAAAGAAAGUGAAACAAGCUGCUCGUUGAUUUUAGUAUCCAACUUGGGACACCGGCAGCAUCCCUUGUCAACAGUGACUGAUCGGUGUAAUAUGGCGGAAAGUGUGACUGUCGGAAAGCGUCCCAGGGAGGAAGACUCUGAGCCAUUAAGUAAUGGAGAUACAGAAAUAGAAAUGCCUUUGAAAAAGGCUAAGAUGGAUGAAGUACAAAAUCUUGUCAAGAAGGACAAUCAAGUGAAUGGGGAUUCAAAAUCAGAAUGUGAGGAAAGCAGCAAAGAUGCUGAUUAUGAAAACUCCAACUCUAAUUCUGAUCCAGAAGAAAAUGGUAAAACAUUUGAGUUAGAUAAUAACAUAGACAAAAUGGAAAAUGGAGACUCUAUGUCAACAUCAGAGAAAUUGGACAAAUGUGACUCUAAUGGGGAUACUAAGUCAGAAAAAGAAACUGAAAUUAAUUCUAUUAAUAAUAAGACAAAUGAAACAGAUGGUGCUGCACCUGGCAAUAAUAAAACUGAAGCCAGCAAUGAGGAGGAGAAUAAAUCCAAGUCAAAUUAUGACAAUAUCGACCAAAACAAUGAAAUUCCAGCAAAGGGGAGUAACGAUUUAGGACUACCUCAGGAUUUUAGUAUGAAAUCAAAAACUGUAAAGGCAGUCUCUGUUAGUGUGAAUGGUGAUAGUGAUAAAGAGAAUGUGGAUGCCGAUGGACCAAUGGAUCUCAGUGCACCUAUGGAUUUAAGUGUAGGCUCAAAGCCCAAAAAGGCUGCCUCAGACCCUGAUAUCAUUAUGCUCUCAGAUGAUUCAAGCGAUGAGGUCUCUCUAGCUGUUGCAAAAAGGCUUGAGGAUAUGACCGAAUCUGAAAUUGAAGAAAGGAAAAAACUAAUUCGCAAACGUCAGAAUGAGUUACGCAAUGAAGAAGCAAAACUAGUGCUGCUGAAGAAGAUACGACAAAGCCAGUCCGUGCCAGCGUCAUCAGAAUCUCAGCAAUCUGCCCCAGCUAAAAUGAUCCCACGUGGCCCCGCUCCGCCCCCUCUUACACGUGGGGGUGUACCAAUGGAUCGUGAUCGAGACCGUGAUCGCAAGCCUAAUGUGCCACCUCAGUUACACCGAGCACACCAGCAACCUGCCCAAGCAAGAUCAACUACACAGCCUCCUCCCUUAGUAAUGGCACCCCAGAGGCAGCAGAACAUGCACUCCUCUGGAUCCACAGCCACUAACUACCUACAGCAGAGUCAUAGGCCUGUGCAACAACCAACACCCCCUGUUGACACACAAACUCCUGCCCAGCGCCAGGCAGCCGCCAAAUUAGCUCUACGCAAGCAACUAGAGAAAACAUUGCUUCAGAUCCCUCCUCCCAAACCUCCACCCCCAGAGAUGAAUUUUGUGCCAAGCUUGGCAAGCAACGAAUUCAUUUAUCUCAUUGGGCUGGAAGAGGCUGUGAAGUUCAUCACAGAUACAGAUGCCAAGGCUAAAGGUCAGAUGGCAGAUGUUAAAUAUAUUUUCAAUCCUUUCACAUGUGUGCAAUGUGGCAGUGAUUUCACUCCAGUUUGGAAACGGGAUAAACCUGGUUCUAAGAAUGUCAUAUGUGAGCAGUGUGUCACGACCAAUCAGAAAAAGGCCCUAAAACAAGAGCAUACAAAUCGUCUUAAGUCUGCAUUUGUGAAAGCACUUCAACAAGAGCAGGAGAUCGAGCAAAGGAUGCAGCAGCAACAGAAAUCUGCGGCUGCAGCUGCAUCUUCAACAGUACAGCAUCACGCAACAUCAGCACCAAGCACAACUUCAGCCACUUUUACAUCAACAGCACAUCAGAACUUGGUACCCGCGCAUGCACAUAGCUCCCGACCGUCAUCUUCCCAGGGGUCUCAUAUAAAUAUCCCAGCUUAUAAUCCACGUCUUACUUUUCCUUACCAAGUAGGCUAUAAGCCACAGGAUAAUGCACAUAGGCAAUAUCUCCUUGAUAUGAUCCCACGAUCCAAUACAGUCUUGUGGAAGAGUUGAUGGGAACAGGCUUCAAGACAUUUGUAGACUAUUUAGAAAUAUUGAGUACUUAGUGUUCCACAAUGUUUCAGUGAGGCUAGAGUAAUUAAUAAAAUGUUUAGACUUCCUUUAGAUUUCCUUUUUUAAACUUGAACAUUUGAGAAAUGAUAUGCCAAGUGUGGCAUUUGGUGGAAAAUAAACCAUAUACUUUUAUCAUAUUUCAUCUAUUUUGACAUAAGCAAGUUAUGUUAUUCAUAAUUAGUAAAACUAAGUUAAGAUAAAAAGAAGACUGAAAUUUGAAAAAAAGAAAACAUCAUCAUUAUCCGAAAAUAAAGGAAUUGCUAAACAUAGAAUUGAAUUACUCUAGCCAUGCAAUAAAUGCAUUGUAAACUGAAACAAUAGAUCCAUUGUAUAUUGUACAAAAAUGCGUAGUAAUUUAUUUAUAAUUCAUAUCAAGGUCCAAAGAACCCCUCAUUUAUUUAGUAUUGUACAUCCCCAUGUGUAAAAACUUUUUUAUGGUCUUGUCUUGUUUAUUAUUCGCCAAUUCUUGAUUUUAUGUUUUUCUUUUUAAGUUAUACCUCCAUGCCUGUCACUAUGCCAUAUGUGAAUAAUUUCAUGCAUUUUUCUCCAUGGAUGAUUUGAGAAUGUAAUCUUAAAUCAGUUCACACGUGACCAUGUCGUAGGUAAAUGUUUCAACUUUCAGCCUUAACUCUACAAAAUCUUGGAUUUUGAUUCGAAAGGUUUUGUAAGCCUUACAUCAAAAGUAAAACAUCUUGGAUAUUAAAAUCUACAUUCCUCAUUGGUAUAAAAUAACUUCGAAGUACAUAUGUUGAAAAUUCCUGUAUUUUUAGGAUUUGUUCACCACACUUACACUCAAGUAAUGUUUUCAUGUUUUCUUUAUUUCAUGAUAAUCAAUCAUACAAUACAGAAGUACAGGGCCUACGCCUAGGCAUUAUUUGCCCUGUUAAAAUUAACUAUAACAAUACAAAUAUAAAACAUGUUUGAAUAAGAAAAUAAUCAGGAAAACUUGAAGACAGUAAUGUAAGCAUCAAAUUAAAAAAAAAGUAGGCCUAGUGCAAUUUGAUUCAUCAUCUGCAGAGAUAAAUCUAGGGCAAUGGAGAGAAUGUGGUGCAUUUGUAUGCUUACGUGAAUCCUAUUGCAGCAUUGCUCCUAUUGUUCUGAAAGGAAUCCCAUAUGAAUAUUUUGUGUAUUGCAAUAACAUAAAUCACAUCUAGCCAAAUCAUAUGAAUAAGUUAAAAAUUCUCUCAUUUAUUAUCAUGUUAGUUCUGUAAUGAUCUUUUUGAACAUUUUUUAAAAUCAAAUUACAUGUAUAGUUCUAGCAAAGUUUCGCUAGGGAUCUCCUCGGGUGCUACACCUAGUUGAGGA
Molecule: messenger RNA, 3536 nt
Organism: Owenia fusiformis
Lineage: Eukaryota; Metazoa; Annelida; Polychaeta; Sabellida; Oweniidae
Source: the annotation of a GenBank genome assembly